GUCAUACCAUCUCAAUACAUCCCAGUCACUCUUCAAGGGCUCCAAAGGGCCGCCGGGAUAACUGAUAUCGAUACCCGACCUUCUAGCACGAUGACGACUUACCACGUUGACGAUGCUGAAUUUUCUGGCCUACGGGGCAGGACCGUUUUGCUGACUGGGUGCGCAACGGGGAUUGGAAGGGAAGCGGCGCACCUCGCACACAAACACGGAGCCAACCUCAUCCUUGGAGAUUGGGCUGAGAAGGAGGGCCAAUCUCUUGAAUCAGAACUCAAAGACCGCGUUCUGUUUCGGAAAACCGAUGUGUCAUCUUGGCCUGAUCUUCUGGCUCUGUUUGACGCCGGCUGGAAAAGGUUCGGAUCGUUGGACAUUGUGCUAGCGAAUGCUGGUAUCAACGAAGUUGGCAACAUCUUGGAGGACAGGUACGACUCGGAAACUGGCCAGUUGAAGCCGCCUGUCCUGCAAACAUUGGAUGUCAACCUCUUGGGCGUUAUCUACACGACGAAGUUGGCCAUCCAUUAUUUUGCCAAACAGCCAAACAAGAGGUUCCAGCUCGUCUUGACAGGGUCUGCGGCGUGUUUUCUUGAUACGCCUCCUCUAUGGACGUACGAAGCAGCAAAGGCUGGCGUAAUGGGUUUGAUGAGAUCAUUGCGAUCGCAAUUGCCUAAAAACAACAACGUAACCAUCAACAUGGUGGCUCCGUGGUUGACAAAAACCCCCAUGCUGAAGGAUGAGUUUUUGAGCGUAUGGGGGGACCUCCCAGCCAAUGAGCCCAUUGGUGUCGCAAGGGCGCUUCUUCUGCCCGCAGUUCGACCGGAUAUGAAUGGGAAGUCGCUUUUCAUAGCAGGACAUGAGAUUGUUGAUUUUGAAGAGGGCUUAGAAAGGACGAAGCCGCAGUGGAUGGGGGAGCAGUUAAGCAGGGAUGUGGACGAGGGUCAGAGGCGGAUUGUGCCAUGA
This is a messenger RNA of Phialemonium atrogriseum, 954 nucleotides long. RefSeq lists its product as uncharacterized. Lineage: Eukaryota; Fungi; Ascomycota; Sordariomycetes; Cephalothecales; Cephalothecaceae. Gene Ontology annotation, cellular component: cytoplasm. Bases 91 to 954 code for a protein of 287 amino acids. Gene Ontology annotation, molecular function: oxidoreductase activity, acting on the CH-OH group of donors, NAD or NADP as acceptor. The transcript is spliced from 5 exons. The record is from RefSeq and is a predicted model, not a curated record.